Molecule: messenger RNA, 1904 nt
Organism: Fusarium graminearum PH-1
Lineage: Eukaryota; Fungi; Ascomycota; Sordariomycetes; Hypocreales; Nectriaceae
Exons: 5
Coding region: 264-1517 (417 amino acids)
Biological process (GO): protein refolding; response to heat
Cellular component (GO): cytoplasm; nucleus; cytosol
Molecular function (GO): ATP binding; Hsp70 protein binding
Source: RefSeq, a predicted model, not a curated record
UUAAGACAUUCUUCUUUUCAACCUCCUUCUUCCCUUAUCGCGUGGGAACAUCUCAUUUUUCUCUCUUCUCUGCGAAACCCCGAGCGCUCUUAUCGAUCGUCUCCUUCCACCUCCACUUAUUCGAAUUUUAGAGAGCCAAAUCCGUGCAAACUCGCCGCAGCGUAGCCCCGCCGUUGGAAACUCAAGAUACGCUUUUCAGGACAAGAGUCCUCGUCUUAUCUCCUACAACACGAUAAUUAAAAACCACCUUUGAAACCGCAAAAAUGGUCAAGGAAACCAAGUACUACGACACACUGGGUGUCGCCCCUACUGCUACUGAGCAGGAACUGAAGAAGGCUUACAAGGUCGGAGCCCUCAAGUACCACCCUGACAAGAACGCACACAACCCCGAUGCCGAAGAAAAGUUCAAGGAGGUUUCGCAUGCCUACGAAAUUCUCUCCGAUCCCCAGAAGCGACAAGUCUACGACCAGUAUGGUGAGGCCGGCCUCGAGGGCGGUGCCGGAGGUGGUGGCAUGGCCGCUGAGGACUUGUUUGCUCAGUUCUUCGGAGGUGGUGGCUUCGGUGGCAUGGGCGGUAUGUUUGGCGGCGGCGGUAUGAACCGCGGCCCCCCCAAGGCCCGAACCAUUCACCACACCCACAAGGUAUCACUAGAAGACAUCUAUCGGGGUAAGAUCUCGAAGCUUGCUCUUCAACGGUCAAUCAUUUGCCCUAAGUGCGAAGGCCUUGGUGGAAAGGAGGGUGCGGUUAAGCGUUGCACUGGCUGUGAUGGCCACGGUAUGAAGACCAUGAUGCGCCAGAUGGGUCCCAUGAUCCAGCGCUUCCAGACUGUCUGCCCCGACUGUAACGGAGAGGGUGAGAUCAUCAAGGAGAAGGACCGCUGCAAGCAGUGCAACGGAAAGAAGACCACUGUCGACCGCAAGGUCCUCCACGUCCACGUCGACAAGGGUGUCCGCAGUGGCACCAAGGUCGAGUUCCGAGGCGAGGGUGACCAAGCACCAGGUGUUCAGGCAGGUGACGUCGUUUUCGAGAUUGAGCAGAAGCCCCAUGCUCGCUUCACUCGUCGCGAAGAUGAUUUGCUUUAUAACUGCGAUAUUGAGCUUGUUACAGCUUUGGCUGGUGGUACCAUCUACAUCGAGCACCUCGAUGACCGAUGGCUGGCCGUUGACAUCCUCCCCGGCGAGGCUAUCUCUCAAGAUGCUGUCAAGAUGAUUCGCGGCCAGGGUAUGCCUUCGCCCAGGCACCACGACUUCGGCAACAUGUACCUUAAGUUCAACGUCAAGUUCCCCGAGAAGAACUGGACCGAUGACGCCGAGACUUUCGAGACUCUCCGAAAGGUUCUCCCCGCUCCCUCCGUCCAGAACAUCCCCCCCGGUGAUGCUAUGUCUGAGCCCGCCAGCCUCGAGGAUCUCGACAACUCCGCCCAAAGCAGAGUCUUCGGUGGCUCUGAUGGCAUGAUGGAUGACGAUGACGAGGAUGGCCACCCCGGUGGUGAGCGCGUGCAGUGCGCUUCCCAGUAAACAAUUUUCGACGAGGAAAUCCCAUCAUGGGUGUAACGAAAAUAUACAAUGCCAUGACGGCGUCAGCUGCCUGUCUGUAUGUCUAGACAUAAAGGCCUAUAGACUUCGGCAGACAAGUGCAGCUGAGGUUAGAUGUUCGCCACUACCGGCGAAGUCGUUUAAUCAUUCUAUGAUACCAAAAUUAGCGGAGGAUGUGGUUUCUUGUUGGUAGUAGUGAGUGUGGUGCAGGUGAAGUGGGGCAGCUGAGUGGGCAUCUGGACGCUGAUUAUAUCAGUGGGGGAGCAUUCGAUCUGGAUUGGGAGGCGUUUUGAGGCCAUUAGACGAUUCAAAUGAAUUUGGUAGUAGCAGACGUAGACCAUGAACGUGAUGAUUUGUUUGUUACUUUUA